AGUGCUUCAGUGACAUGUGCUUGCUUUUGAGAAAAUCAAAAAUCUUCAGAUUAGUACUAGGAAUAAUUACCAUGUUUAUUUUAUGUUUACCUGAAUUUUUCAAAAUCCAUGAAGCUAACACUGUACUUGUGUCAUGCGUGGAUACCUGUUCGUCUAAUAACACCACUUUUCCACUUUGUACUUUUAAUAAUUCUUGCAAAAGAUCAGUGCAACAAAGAAGAGAAAACCGGACUAUUUUAUUGAAGGCCAUUGUAAACCAUUCCAAUUUCCAAAAUAUUCCUUGUGUUUGCCAGUCCUUCAGGAAGGAACAACAGUCCCAUACCAAAAACACAGAGUGUGAAUCCAAGAGAGGUGUGAAUGUUGAUCAUCAAGGAUCACAGUCAGUAGCUAAAAAAAUUCCAAAAGCAAAAGGCUCACUUGAAGUGAAAACAGAAGAUGGUAUUUAUUUUUAUAAAUAUUUUAAUUUCACUAUGGUUUCUGAGAAAGAAGAAGUAGAGCAUAAUACUUACUACCUGCUGGAAAUCUACAUCAACAAUUCUAUAGUCAGAAGAAGAAAUACAGCCGAAGAAUACCUAAAUCAUUCCUGUCUAGUGGCAAUGAUGGAAGACGAAAAUGACUGUAUAAAUACUUCACUGCAGCUGAAGUCUCACGUGGAAUGUAAGUUACCAAGGAGAGUCAGAAUGAAAAUCAAACCAGAAACAGUAUCAGUCUUGCAAAAAAUCUCCGAUCCAAUGUGUAUGACGAAGAUCAUUUGGCUCACUAUGAUUCCAGUAGUUUUUGUGUUUACUAUUUCAAUUGUCAUCUACAAAAUAGUCCAAGAAAAUGAACAAAACUAUAGUAAACACAGAGUAGCAGCAGUUUCUACUGUUCUAAGAAGAAAGAGUUCUAGACAUGCAAGAAGAACCAUAUCUUCUACUAAAAUUCAUCCUUUUCCUGUAGAGGAAACCGGCAAACAACAGAUUCCACUUACUGCACAGACCACAAAGAUACUGCCCGUAAUUCCUGAACAUGAGCAUUGUCAUGUGGGUGCAUCCACUGUAGAUGUUUCAGAUGUUGCCAUAUGACGUAUGAUAUCCAUUGGGUGAAACAAGACACAUCCUACACCACAGAAGAAAGCAUCUCCAUUUCUGGUUUGGGGAGCUGUGUUACCUGUCUUUUCAUGAGAAUACCAACUAUGCGUUUGAGUGGAGAAGCUCCCUUUAUCUGUCAUCAGAAUUAUUUGGUAUUAAGGAAAUAAGAAUGAUGGACAGGCACGUAGAAUCAACUUCAGUAGGAUAGUAUAGAUUUUGUAUCUAUUUUCAGUUCAUUCAGGAUUUAUACUUAAUCAUAUGGAUGUAAGAUAAUCCUUGCAAUAAUUUCAUUUUCUAUCUGAGAAGAAAUUUAUUUUGUAUUCUCCAUAGGAUAAGAAAGUCUGUUUAAAGAUACAAACGAUCCUCUACUUUCAUGAGAUGAGCACAUUUUUCAGCCUAUGUAAUGCUCUAGGUGACCAAGAUGCUUAAAAGAUACAAUUUCUGGCUGUUGAGGAAGGUGGAUGAAGAAUCAUAGCAGGACAGAAUUCUGCAGUACAUUUUGAUUUCUGCAGUAAACCACGAAGACCUUCAUAAAUUCUGCAACAUCUUAGUGGAUAAAGAAAAAACUGUGGAAAAACACUAAUUUGGCUUCAAACCACGAAAUCAUUAUUGGUUUUUAAUACCUCAUUAAGGCACCAAAUGGGUUUCGUACUUUUUGAUAAAUUGCAUUUCUAUCUUUUAUGCUAGCUUACGCCAUUAGUAUUCAGACUCAUUAUCUCCUGGAACUUUUCCUUACUUCCCAUUUAUUACUGCUCCUCUGAGUGUAAUGGAGCUGUUUGGGCUGAGUGGGGUCCCAAGCUCGUUCGGUGCUAACACGUUAUUUGUGGGCACAACUUAACCAUCAAUUACUAGGCAGAGACAGAAAUUGCAGAGCCAGGACUUCAGACUCCCUUGUGCUAAAUCCAUCAGGAUGAACAGAUUGUAAACUGCCCAUUGCAAAUACGACAUGCAGCAAUUUAGCAUCAUGUUAAUACUUCAUAACCUCCAUCCCUUACAUUUAUAUAGCUUUUCCCUCCUGAAGCUUUCCGAAAUUGCUUCUCCAGUCAUUAUACUGCACCAAGCAGUUCAGAUUUAAUAGGAAUAGUUGUGAAAUUAGCCUCUGAAUGAUUUGAGGCCAUAUGGAAUUUUUUAUAUUUAGUUGGGUAAGUCUGAAGCAUUUGUUUCUAUUGUUUGUUACCAUCUUAUAAAAAAAAAUCAGAGAAAAAUACUGACUUUCUUGAUUUGGGGGCUUUUGAGGCUUUAUUGCUUAUCUGUGGUAAUAACUUGAAGCUUUUCAAGAAUGGAUUU
Messenger RNA from Chroicocephalus ridibundus (black-headed gull), 2357 nucleotides. It is a transcript of the gene TMEM156, whose product is annotated as transmembrane protein 156. Bases 15 to 1064 code for a protein of 349 amino acids. NCBI's taxonomy places the organism in Eukaryota, Metazoa, Chordata, Aves, Charadriiformes, Laridae. The transcript has 7 exons. The record is from RefSeq and is a predicted model, not a curated record.